Micromonas pusilla CCMP1545 is the source of this 606-nucleotide messenger RNA. RefSeq lists its product as uncharacterized. The record is from RefSeq and is a predicted model, not a curated record. The transcript has a single exon. Lineage: Eukaryota; Viridiplantae; Chlorophyta; Mamiellophyceae; Mamiellales; Mamiellaceae. Gene Ontology annotation, molecular function: protein binding. The annotation marks the transcript as partial.
AUGCCGAAGGUGAAGCUGCCGCGGAAGCUCCGCGAUCUCGCGAAGACGGCGAAAAGCGGGUGCGGGGAGGCGGCGUACGCGAUCGCCGAGCACUACCUCAACGGGACCGGCGGCGUGGAGAAAAACGACGACCUCGCACGUCAGUGGCUCGAGAAGGGCGCGGAGCUGGGGAACGCUGACGCGCAGAGAUUUCUCGGCUUCGGAUACAACACAGAAGGUGAUCACGACGCCGCGUUGAAGUGGUACGAGAGAGCCGCGGCGCAGGGUCACACCAGCGCCAUGUACAGCCUCGGCUUUCUCUACAAAGAAGGCGAGGGCGUCGAGCAAAACAUAACGACGGCAGCUGAGUGGUGGCGGAGGGCCGCGUGUAAGGGUCAUGCUCCAUCCCAAUGCAACUACGGGGCUUAUCUCGCCGACGUGACGCUCGAGUACGAAGAGGCGAUGACGUGGUACGAGAAAGCCGCGGCGCAAGGCGUAGCGAAUGCAAUGUGCAACAUCGGGGAUAUGUACUACCACGGCAAAGGCGUGCGGCCCGACUCGUCGAAGGCGCGGGAGUGGUGGGAGAAAGCCGCCGCGCUGGGACACGAAGUCGCGAAGAAUACACUG